Messenger RNA from Psylliodes chrysocephalus, 525 nucleotides. NCBI's taxonomy places the organism in Eukaryota, Metazoa, Arthropoda, Insecta, Coleoptera, Chrysomelidae. The record is from the annotation of a GenBank genome assembly.
AAUUUAAAAUUAAUAAUACUUGCUAUUGUUUAAUAUGUCAGAAAUAUGGAACUAAUAUACUAAAGAUGAUUCAAAGCAAAACGCAAUUUGCAACAUUUGCGAAAACUCUUUCAAAUAUUCUGUUUCAGAAGAAUUUGACAAACGAUUUCAUAUAAAGAAUACCUUGACGAAUAAGUUUGAAAACAUUUCAACUGCGGACUUCAAAUGGGUUUUCGGUUGAAAGUCAAGUACGAGUUGGAAAAACAAAUUAGAACUAUGUCUGAGGAAAUGUAUGAGAUGACAACCAAUUCUGAAUCUGAAGCCAACAAGAAAUCGGAAAUAAACAUUUUAUUUCCAGAAGAUUCUGGACCUAAUAAUUAUCUUUCGACAGUGGAGGAAUACAAUUCUAAGAUAUUGUUACGAAAGGAUCAAAAUCCAUUAACUUGGUGGAAAAACAACUCGAAUAAAUACCCGUUAUUGUCUGUGCUGGCCGAAUCCGGUCUAACCGGUCCGAUUCGACUGGCUCGGUUUGAUAGGACCGAUUAA